AUGGUCAAGAUCGUAACUGUCCUCUACGACGGCGGCAAGGCUGCUCAGGAGGAGCCCAGGCUCCUCGGUACCACCGAGAACUGCCUCGGUCUCCGAGAGUACUGCCAGAAGAACGGCCACGAGCUCAUCGUCACUUCCGACAAGGAGGGCGCCAACAGCGUCUUCCAGAAGGAGACGACUGGCGAGAACGGCGCUGCUAUCCUUGUCUCCACGCCCUUCCACCCGGCCUACUUGACCAAGGAGAUCAUCGACAAGUCACCCAACCUCAAGCUCGCCGUCACUGCUGGUAUUGGCUCUGACCACGUCGACCUCAACGCUGCUGCCUCCAAGGGUAUCACCGUCGCAGAGGUCACCGGCUCCAACGUCGUCUCCGUCGCCGAGCACGUCAUCAUGACCAUGCUCAUUCUCGUCCGCAACUACAACGUCGGCCACGCCCUCUCGAUGCCCGGCGGCAGCUGGUCCGUUGGUGAGGUUGCCCGCAACGAGUUCGACCUCGAGGGCAAGGUCAUCGGCACCAUCGGUGCUGGCCGUAUCGGCUACCGUGUCCUUGAGCGUCUCGUUCCCUUCAACCCUUCCAAGCUCUACUACUACGACUACAAUGAGCUCCCCGCCGAGGCAGCCAAGAAGGUCGGUGUCGAGCGCGUCCACGACCUCAACGAGUUCCUCCAGAAGUGUGACGUUGUUACCGUCAACUGCCCACUCCACGAGGGCACAAUCGACCUGAUCAACAAGGACAACAUCAAGCACCUCAAGGGCAAGUGGCUCAUCAACACCGCCCGCGGAGCCAUCUGCAACGCCGAGGCUGUGGCUGAGGCCGUCAACUCGGGCUCUUUGCUCGGCUACGGAGGUGACGUGUGGAACAAGCAGCCCUUCCCUGAGAACCACCCGUGGAAGGCAAUGGUUGGGCCCAACGGUAGGGGUAAUGCCAUGACUCUCCACACCUCGGGCACAUCGCUCGACGCGCAGGCUCGCUAUGCCAAGGGAACGAUCGAGAUUAUCGACAACUUCCUCAACAACAAGCCUCAGCGAAAGGAGGACCUCAUUGUGGACGCUGGCGGAUAUGCUACGGCCGCAUACGGACAGAGGAACAAGUAA
Molecule: messenger RNA, 1095 nt
Organism: Jaminaea rosea
Lineage: Eukaryota; Fungi; Basidiomycota; Exobasidiomycetes; Microstromatales
Product: NAD-dependent formate dehydrogenase
Exons: 3
Coding region: 1-1095 (364 amino acids)
Cellular component (GO): cytosol
Molecular function (GO): oxidoreductase activity, acting on the CH-OH group of donors, NAD or NADP as acceptor; NAD binding
Source: RefSeq, a predicted model, not a curated record